Messenger RNA from Branchiostoma floridae (Florida lancelet), 3074 nucleotides. Its product is annotated as kinesin-associated protein 3-like. Gene Ontology annotation, molecular function: kinesin binding. Gene Ontology annotation, cellular component: kinesin II complex; axoneme; ciliary transition zone. NCBI's taxonomy places the organism in Eukaryota, Metazoa, Chordata, Leptocardii, Amphioxiformes, Branchiostomatidae. The transcript has 20 exons. Gene Ontology annotation, biological process: cilium organization; microtubule-based movement. The coding region runs from base 140 to 2590 and encodes 816 amino acids. The record is from RefSeq and is a predicted model, not a curated record.
GUCGAGAAAAUCUCCCGCCAUGCAGCGCGCAGAAUUCCUGUAGAAAAUGGCGGCAGAGAUGUAAACAGUUUGUAAACAGUGCAGAAAACCCGGCAUUUCUCCUUCCACUGAACACCUGGAACCCAGGCAACACGCCACCAUGCAGGCGGAGGACGCCAGAUACCUGAAAAGGAAAGUGAAAGGAGGCGGGAUAGAUGUCCACCCCACAGAGAAAGCCCUAAUCGUGAACUAUGAGGUGGAAGCGACGAUCCUGGGAGAGUUGGGAGAUCCCAUGUUGGGGGAGAGGAAGGAGUGCCAGAAAGUGAUCAAGGUCAAGCACCUGAACCAGAACAGCAACAUCGCGCUGCUGGCGCGGGAAAUCGUGGAGAAGUGUAAACUGAUCCACCCCAGCAAGCUGCCCGAGGUGGAACAGCUGCUGUACUACCUACAGAACAGGAAGGAUGCGCCCCCCUCCCCAGCGGACAAGAAGGGGUCGUCGACCUUCACCGGGCAGCUGAAGGACCCGCCGCCCUUCGAUGGCAUGGAGGUUGACGAGGUGGCCAACAUUAACGACCUAGAUGACUACAUGGAGCUGUUAUAUGAGGACGUCCCUAAGAAAGUCCGCGGUUCUGCACUAAUUCUGCAACUGUCCCGUAACCCGGACAACCUUGAAGAACUGGUGCAGAAUGAAAACAUCCUGAGUGCGCUGGCGCGGGUUCUGCGGGAGGACUGGAAACGAAGCACGGAGCUCGCAACAAACAUCAUCUACGUGUUCUUCUGCUUUUCCAGCUUCUCUCAGUUCCACCCGGUUAUAUCCCACUAUAAGAUCGGAGCCUUGUGUAUGGACAUCAUCAGACAGGAGCUGGACAAACACGACUUGUGGAAAUCUGAACUCGAGAAGAAGAAGAAAAUUCUCGAAGAAAAGCCAGACAGCAGCUCGACCAAGAAGGACUAUGAGAAGAGUCUUAAGAAGUUUGAGAGUCUUGUGAAGAAACAGGAGCAGCUGAUGAGAGUGUCGUUCUACAUGCUGUUGAACCUUGCUGAGGACUACAAAGUAGAGAUGAAGAUGAGAAACAAGUCCAUCAUUCAGGUGCUGAUUCGGACCCUGGACAGAGACAACUUUGAGCUGCUGAUUCUGGUGGUGUCCUUCCUGAAGAAACUCAGCAUCUAUGUGGAGAACAAGAACGACAUGGCAGAGCAGGAUGUGGUGGAGAAACUGGCCAGACUCAUUCCCUGUGACCACGAGGACCUGUUGAACAUCACGCUGCGUCUGCUUCUGAACCUGUCCUUCGACACGGACAUGAGAGGAAAGGUCGUCAAAGUUGGCCUGCUGCCCAAACUCACUGCCUUGAUCAAUAAUGAGAACCAUCGAGUGGUGGUCCUGUGUAUCCUGUACCACAUCAGUAUGGACGACCGCUGCAAGUCCAUGUUCACCUACACAGACUGCAUCCCUGUGGUGAUGAAGAUGGUUCUGGAGUGUCCAGACAAGCAGGUGGACCUGGAGCUGGUUGCCCUCUGCAUCAAUCUGGCCAUCAACAAGCGGAACGCCCAGCUGGUGUGCGAGGGCAGCGGCCUGAAGCUGCUGAUGAAGAGGGCCUUCAAGACGAAGGACCCGCUCCUCAUGAAGAUGAUCCGCAACAUCUCUCAACACGAUGGACCCACCAAGAACAUGUUUGUGGAGUAUGUGGCUGACCUGGCCAACUCCAUCAAGAACUGCGAAGACGACGACUUCGUGAUCGAGUGCCUGGGCAUCCUGGGUAAUCUGACCAUUCCCGACCUGAACUAUGAACUCCUGCUGCAGGAGUACGACCUUGUGUCCUUCAUCAAGGACAAACUCAAACCAGGAAAUGCAGAGGACGAUGUUGUGUUGGAGACAGUGAUCCUGGUUGGUACAGUGUCCACAGACGAAGACUGUGCCGCCAUGUUGUCCAAGGCUGGAGUCAUCCAACAACUCAUCGAUCUGCUGAAUGCUAAACAGGAAGAUGAUGAAGUGGUGCUGCAGAUUGUGUACGUGUUCUACCAGAUGAUUUUCCACGAGGCCACGAGGGAGGUCAUCAUCAAGGACACACAAGCCUCUGCGUACCUGAUUGACCUGAUGCAUGACAAGAACGCGGAGAUCCGGAAGGUGUGCGACAACACGCUGGACAUCAUCGCGGAGAAUGAUGAGGAGUGGGGGAAGAAGAUAAAACUUGAGAAGUUCCGCUGGCACAACUCCCAGUGGCUGGAGAUGGUUGAGUCGCGACAGAUGGACGACAGCGAUGCCCUGAUGUACGGGGACGAAGGCUUCGGGCCGUACCUACAUGAGGAGGACAUUCUGGACAGACCCGACUUGUUCUACACACACGCAGACGCAGACGGAAUGAUCCUCCACGACGGGAACGUGAGUCCGUCGGACCUGCUCGACGACUACGGCAUGCAGAACGGAAUGGGGCAUCCUGGGUACGGCAGGUACGACCCAGGAUACGACGGUCCGUACUUCAUGAUGAACGGGCAGCCUGUGGAUGAGUACGGCCGUCCUGCGUACCCGUACGAGGUGCCUGUCGAUCCGUACGGCCGGCCGAUAACCCCAGCCGAUAUGGAGGGGGAACAUCCGGGAUACGGGUACAGAUAGGGCCGGGGAAGGGAGUCAAUGGUAGCCAAACAACAAGUAAAACAGCUACGUUGUAAGAGAUGCAAGAAUGUUACAGUAGAUAAGUAAUACGAAACAAGUAAUGACAGUGAGUCAGUAACAAAUUUGUCGUCCAUAUUUAAUCAUUUUUCCAUUCAUAUCAUACAAGCAGUAGAAAAAUAUUCUCAUCUAGAUAUUACCAUUUUAUGCGCUUGCAACAGACAUGGUAGACUACUUACUAGUGUACAUUCAUUAAGCAUUCAAAUUAAGAGUUCAAAUGUAUAACUUGAAAUUCAUUUGAUUUCUGGUAUCUCCAAUUGCAGUUGAACAGUGUUUGUUUUUUCCCCUAAAAGAAAACUGUUAAAGUUUGACUUUCUUAACAGGAUUCGUACCGGUAGCAUUCAUUCUCAUGGAAGUCUGUGGUACAUUGUGUGUAGAUAUUGUUUUCCUGGUUUUUAAAUAUGAACAUAUGCUUUAUGGUGUAAGU